AACCUCGAAAAUAUCGAAUAGGAAAAUGCGCAAACAAUAAAUGCUAGAGUUGCUUGUGUCGUAAGCGAUGUGAUACAUCAGUAAGUAAGAUUCAAUGCGUUGUACAUGAUUAAAAGAAUAAACGUAACAAUCAUGUUGCUGUCUCAUGUUUAAAAAUAGCGCAUAAUUGUUUUCCAGUUUAAAUUAUAUAUGUUUUUCAGUACAAAUCGAUAUACCGACGCUAUUUUUAAACUGGGAUUGAGGUGGUUAACGAACCCAGUAAAUUUCGAAUGGGAAAAAUGCGCAGAAGCUGUGAAAGAUGCGUGUGUCGUAAGCGAUGUGGUAUACCAGUUGGAUUCAACGGAAACAAUCAAUUAUAUUACAAACAGCCACGAAAGACCAGAAAACAAAACUUAAGUUUCAAGCUUACAAAACUUUGAAAAUGCUUCCAGUCAGAAUGUUCUACAAAUUUGCUUGUACCAUUGCUGUAAUAGGGCACACUUUGGCGCUAGAGAAAUUUGAAUGCCACGGUACAUUGUGCAACUGGAAAGGUGAGGAACAGUUUUGCCAGGCGGCCUAUCCCUAUUGCAGGAAUUGCAAUGAUAUCACCGACGAUUGUCUCACAUUUACUGCCCCUAAAAACUGUUCGAACACAUGCCACGAAUUUCUGAAAACAAAAGCGCUGCAAGAACAAUCGAACAUCAAGUGUCCUCACUUGCCAAGUCUUCAAAAUGGAUCAUACAACGAAGAAGGACCUUUCAAACAUGGUCAAGUAGCAGUUGCAACAUGCGACCCUGGUUUUACACUCACCGGAGACAAAAGCCUCUUUUGUUUCGAUGGGGAAUGGAAUGUUUUGCCCCCGGUCUGCACAAGAGUCACCUGCGAUGAUCCACCUGCGUUGAUGGAUGGUAAGUGGUUCAUUGAUGAUCCCGCCCAAAACACAUAUGUCGCGCGUUUCCAGUGUAAUGCAGAGUUCGAUUUGGUUGGACCAAAAGAAGGGCAAUGUUCCUUGAAAGGUACCUUGGAGCCAGUAUCAAAAGGGCUCGGGACAAUCUUUCCAGUUUGUCAGAAGAAACAUCAGAUGAAUCAAGUUAUCUUUUAUAUAGUUGUUAGUGUAUCUGGUGUUUUGGCUACAGCUCUUGUCGUUUCGCAAGUAUGUCUAUGCUGCUUCAAACAAAAAAUACCGAUGAUGAUCUAUGAUAAACGAAAGCCUAAAAUCAGAGACGUUGAAACAGGCUAUGUACACAUUGAGAAAGAUAAUGUUCAGCAUGACAAAGAGUAUGACAAUGUCAAUGAAAGAGCAAAGCUCUUAGAAACAACGGAAGAAACUAAACUGGUAAAAUCAGAAAGAGACGAGGUAAGCCAACUGAGCGACGAAUCCAGUCACAAAGGAAGCGAUAACAGGAGGAGAGUGUCGGCUGAAAGUAAACACGGAGAUUUACGUAUUGACGUUAAUAUAUCUAAUAACCAAGCUGUAAAUUUCAAUGGUGAUACAGCCACAAAGCAAAACAAGCAGUCGAACAAUGAUCAUGACAAGGAUGAAGGUAAUAUCCCACAACCUGUGCACCAUGAUCAAUAUCCCACACAGGAAACUGAACAUUCAGAUGGCUGUGAACCAUCAGCUCCGGACAUUAGCUUGCUAAAUGACAGUGACAACGAAAACGACAGCAACAGUGUCAUAUACAAUGAAAUUAACGACAUUACCCGGGAUAUUGACAGGGAGGCUGAAGGUCUACAUGAACCAGUUGCCACCAUUUUAGCUGAUAACGCUGAUAUUCCUACAGCAAACAUUCCGUUUGAAGUUGAGCGAGGUAGAGAUGUAAGUGUGAUUGAUCAAAGACAAAACCCAAUUAGUCAAGAGACUGAACAGCAGUCUUCAAUUUCUAAAGCCAAUGUUUCCUUCGGAAACUCAAGCAUACCGGCUGUAGAUAUGUACAAACGUUGAAGCAAACCAGGUCUUAUUUUGUUCGAAAUUUAUUGAUAUCUGAGUUACUGAACAGAGAUGUCUCAAGUUAAAUCCUCGGUAUAUAGAUAUAGUAUUAUGAGGUAUCAAAAAAUGCGCACAUUUACAUACAGCAAUACGCUUUCAAUAUAUACAUUUAUAACGGUCAAUUUUCGAUUCCUGUCAAUAACAAUCUUUGAUAUUUCCUGGCGUCCUUAGAUCUUAAAGUAUAUUUAUUUGGUUCAUCUUUCCAUCAGGCCAAAAUAUGGCUACUAGACAAGUAAGCAAAAUUGAAUAUAAUACUUCGUGGUCAAUGGUUUAAUUACUGCAUUUAUUCAAUGCGAUUUUGUACAGAAUUCAAUGUUUAAGUUUUUCUGUGCCACUCAAUCGCCCAACGUCAACAAUUAUGACUUGUUUUUAAUAUUAGCUCAUGUCAAUUUAAAUAUCAUCUAAAAGAAACAGAACGUUUUAUUUCGUAUAAAUUAAUAUUUGUUUAAAUGAAUAAGGCGUUUGUCAAAUUAUUUUCAAAAAUAUCUACAAUGUACCGACAUCUAGCUAUAAUUUUGAUACACGAUUUCACUGUGUUUAACGGUCAACACGACCUGCUUUAAGUUAUGUUUUGAUAAGUCAUAAAGAAUAAACAAAUGAUAAUUUAGUAUACGACAAAGAUUCUUUAAGCAAGUGGACUUUAUUUGUUUUUGUACGGUAUUUUUUGACAACCUUCGUAUUUUGAAAAACAAAUCGCCUGUACCGUCUUCAGUCUGUGUAAGUUAUGCAAUUUAGAGAUUGUGCAAUAUUGAUAUAGGUAUCAAAUCUACGAAAUAGCUAGUUUUGUGUUGUUGUUUUUGGUUUGUGAUGUUUUGUUUAUGUGUUCCAUGUCUUUGGCGUUUACCCUUUGCCAUUAAACGAAGUUUUUGUUUCCUCAAGUUAAUGCAUACUUUCGUUAGAUUUACUAUUUACUUUUUUACUUUUUUCGGGAUUACCUUUGGAACGUUUUUGCAUUAGGUGCUUUGAAUUGUUUCCCUCCGUCUACAGAUAGAGUUGGGAUCUCUAAUCAUAGAAGUACUUGGGGUUUACCUUUACAUUUAUUAUUAUUUGUUUUAUAGAUGAGUUUCCUCAAGUUAAUGCAUACUUUGAUAAGAUUUACCUUUUGCGUUCUAUCUUUAUUAAGGAUUGUUGGGAUAAGAGUGAGGUUUGUGCACAUAAACUGGUUUAACCCCCAAGUAAAUUUACAUUUUACUGACAGUUCCAAGGCGGUACCUAACAGUUCUUGAUAAACAUACCUAUUUUUGUAUAUAUUUAGUAUGUAUGCACUGUGCUGUUUGUGGAGUUUUGUGCUGUUAUUCUAUGUUUCUUGUCUGUGAUAAUGUGUUCUAUGUCUUUGGCGUUUGCCCAGUGUCACAAAUUCGGGUUUAUGUUUAAACUUUUUUGCUACUGAGCUUGUUUCUGUAGUUUUUUGCAUAAAUAUUGUUAUAUAUUAUAAAGAGAGGUUGUGCGCACAAACUGGUUUAAACCCCCGGUAAAUUUACAUUUUACUGAUCGUUCCAAGGCGGUUCCUAACAAUAUUUAUGCAAAAAGCUGCAGAAAAAUAUACCUAUUUUUUUUACAGUAUAUAUUAAAUGUGUUGUAUGUUGAGUUUUGUGCUGUUGUUCAAUGUUUCUUGUGUGCGAUAUUUUUGUUUUUUUGUUUUCUAUGUCUUUGGCGUUCACCCUGUGCCAUUAAAUAUGGUUUAUGUUUAUACUUUUGGCUUCUGAGCUUUUUUGUGUAGUUUUUCACGUACAUAUUGAGCCAUUUUCGUUAUAUUUUUAUAACUAAAGACAGAACACACGAUAUUUUAAUUUAACAUCUGUAAGGCUCAUUAGUUAUCAUAACAUGUGUUUCAAGAACAAAUUAUAUUUCAUUUUAUUUUUUAAGUAAGCGGGGCUGAAAAUGAGUCCUUGUUAGCCUACUUGUUUAGUAUGUAUAACAACUGUACGUUAACAAAGUAUGUUGGAUUAUCUAUGUGCUUUUACAGACAAUCUGUUUUAUGUGCUUGUGUUUUUUUCGAACUUUGUUUAUUCGUUUUCUGCCUGGUAUGUAGGUUUUGAAAUUGAAACCUAACGCUUAACGUAGAAUCAAAUUUGAUAUGGCCUCAGAGGCGCAUAUUAUAGGUUGAUGCAUUUGUUUUAUUAGUUGAAUGCAUUAUCAUGACUUUCCUGUGUGACUGUUUGAUUCAAAAGCCAUUUGGUUGUGUACAGAAAAUAUCUUCCUUUAUGAUUGUUUUUAAUUUACGUAGCUAUACAUUAUCAUUUUAAGGAACGCGUCAAAAUGACCCUCUUCUAGUUUUUAUAUGCCAGAGGGUUUUACUUUCCGAACUAAUAAUAAUAAUAGUUGCAGAUUGUUUACAUGCAAGAAGUGUGUCCUAUUUUUUGCAAAAUAAGUAAGUGAAUAUGUAAGCACUAGCAUUAUGUUUAAAAUAUAUCCAUAGUCGAUUAUAAACGGAUCUGUUAUACUAGUAUAACAUAUUUGUUGCAGAGUAUAUUUAUCUUAGCAAGAGCACUUAGUAGCCGCGCAAGUUUCUCUUUUAAAGUUUUUGCUCGGAACACGAUUUGCUUGCCAAAGGCUUUAGGUUGGAAACUUCAAACACUGUAUUAUUCCCUGUAACACAAUACCUAUGUGGGUAACAUUUGGGAGUAAUAUGUGAACUGAUAAAAAACAUGCCAUUCUUACGACCAAAUAUCGAAUAUUUUUGUAAAAUAUAUAUGUUGAUGCUUCUCCGAUAAAUCGUCAUUUUGGUUACAGACUACGCAAUAAAAACUCGAUAUAUUAAAAGGACUUAACUGUUGACUAAAUACAUUUGUUUAUUUAACAAACGAUAAAUAAUAUCAUCAUCGUGCAUAAAAUAUUUCCGAGCGCGGGCGACCUCCUUUUUUAUUCAACAUGUAUCUACCAAUCAUUUUAAGUCGUAUUUCUUUCUUGUUUGUUUGCUUUUUUAUCUAUCGAAACCAUCUAUUUUGUGCAUGACUUUCUUAUUAAUUUUGUUGUUUUUGUUUUGUUUUAAGAGUGCCAAGUAUUUGAGUUAAAAAUGUGAUAGUUUAAUACGUAUUGAAAGAUACUGUUAUGCGUGAUCUCAUGUUUAUAUUAUUUAUACAUAUUUCUAUUUUCGUAGAUGUUUACCUCUUUUUUUCGUAUGUAUAUAUACCAUUAGCAUUUGCACUUGUAUCGUAAUUUAUUUUAUUAAAAUUAUAUAUUUCUUCAUGUA
Molecule: messenger RNA, 5162 nt
Organism: Mya arenaria
Lineage: Eukaryota; Metazoa; Mollusca; Bivalvia; Myida; Myidae
Exons: 10
Coding region: 317-1924 (535 amino acids)
Source: RefSeq, a predicted model, not a curated record